CAGGGGCCAGGAGAGGCAGGGCAGGAUGGAGAGGAGACGGGUCACCUCGGCUGCCCGCCGUUCCUAUGUCUCCUCGGAGAUGGUGGUGCGGGGCCUGGGUCCCAGUCACCGCCUGGGGCACAGCAUCCGUCCCCAGCUGGCUCGAAUAAUGCCUCCACUCCCAACCAGAGUGGACUUCUCCCUGGCCGGGGCACUCAAUGCCGGCUUCAAGGAGACACGAACCAGUGAGCGGGCAGAGAUGAUGGAGCUCAAUGACCGCUUUGCCAGUUACAUCGAGAAGGUUCGCUUCCUGGAGCAGCAGAACAAGGCACUGGCUGCUGAGCUGAACCAGCUGCAAGCCAAGGAGCCCACCAGGCUGGCAGACGUCUACCAGGCUGAGCUGCGUGAGCUGCGGCUGCGGCUUGACCAGCUCACUGCCAAUGGUGCCCGGCUGGAGGUGGAGAGGGACAACCUGGUGCAGGACCUGGGCACCCUGAGGCAGAAGCUCCAAGAUGAAACCAACCUGAGGCUGGAGGCUGAGAACAACCUAGCUACCUAUCGACAGGAGGCAGAUGAAGCCACCCUCGCCCGUCUGGACCUGGAGAGGAAGAUCGAGUCCCUGGAGGAAGAGAUCCGGUUUUUGAAGAAGAUUCAUGAAGAGGAACUGCAAGAGCUCCAGGAACAACUAAAUCGGCAGCAGGUCCAUGUGGAGCUGGAUGUGGCCAAGCCAGACCUCACAGCAGCCCUGAGAGAAAUCCGCACACAGUACGAAGCAGUGGCAUCCAGCAACAUGCAAGAGGCAGAAGAGUGGUACAGGUCCAAGUUUGCUGACCUGAACGAUGCUGCUGCCCGAAAUGCUGAGCUGCUCCGCCAGGCCAAGCAUGAAGCCAAUGACUACAGGCGCCAGCUGCAGGCCACAGCUUGUGACCUGGAGUCCUUGCGUGGCACAAACGAAUCCCUGGAGAGGCAGAUGCGGGAGCAGGAGGAGCGCCACUCACGGGAGGCAGCAAGUUACCAGGAGGCACUGGCCAGACUGGAGGAAGAGGGGCAGAACCUCAAGGAUGAGAUGGCCCGCCACCUGCAGGAGUACCAGGACCUGCUCAAUGUCAAGCUGGCCUUGGACAUUGAGAUAGCCACCUAUAGGAAGCUGCUGGAAGGAGAGGAGAACCGCAUCACUAUUCCUGUGCAGACUUUCUCCAACCUGCAGAUCCGAGGGGGCACCAAAGAAGGGGAAAGUCACAAGGUCACAAGACAUCUCAAAAGCUUCACAGUACAAAUUGUACCAAUACAGGUUCACCAGAUUGUAAACAGAGCCUCACCAGCUCUCGAAACCAGCCUGGACACCAAGUCGGUGUCAGAAGGACACCUUAAGAGGAACAUCGUGGUGAAGACCGUGGAGAUGCGGGAUGGAGAGGUCAUUAAGGAGUCCAAGCAGGAGCAUAAGGAUGUGGUGUGAGGUCAGCGCACAGGGGACCCCUGCCCAUGGCAGAGGGGCCUGUGGCAGGAGAGGGGAGAGUUGUCCCUCCUCUGAGAGUUACUAUCCCCAAACCUUAGUUCUACCCCACCUCCCAUUCCCCUACCCCCUCCGGCUUUGCUGGCUUGCUGCCUUAGGCUGUGUCAGCAGUGGCCUUCUAGGCAGCAUCCACUUGCAUCUAGCAACUCCUACUAACAGGACUCUGUCCCCGAAAGGUGGCCUGGAGGGGUGUGACCUGAAGCUGGGGUUAGAACUGGGAGAGGAAGAAAGAAGUUAGGGAGAGCUUGAGGAGGUAAAAAGUCAUAUCCCUAAUCCCCGUUGUCAUGGCAACUGUUGCCCAAACCUCAUGUCUCUGGGGUACCAGGGAAGUGGGCUUCCUAAGCUUCCUAAGGCAGCUAGAGAGAAAUUCCAGGAAACUGGAAGCAGCAAGGGGGCUGCUGGCAAGGGAACUCCAGCCAAAAGCUAGUUCUUCUAGACUGGCCCUGUCCAGCUAGAGCGUGGGUAGAGCUCCUGCCACCUGGAGUGGCUCAUAAGGGGGCCUCCUUGGCCUGCUGGGGUGUAGGAGAGGAUCCCCCAGUGUCUUAGCCCCACCAAGUUGCCAGGCAGCAGCUGCAGGCCUUUACUUGGGGGUCUCUAUACUGUAAGUAGAAAGAGGCAGAGUGCUGAGAAGUAAUAAGGGAGGGGGUUGCCUGACCCUUAUGUGUAAGUAGAGAAAGGUCAAGUCCAGAAAGAUUUCACCUCAUACAGGCUGGAAGAGGGGCAAGUGGAGAUGGUGGAAGGGGCAGCUAGAUGGUGGCAGGCACGGGGGUCACCAGUUCCAUUUGAUCUCUAGGUUACAGGAAUCACAAAAGGAACUCAUCCUCUGAAGAUAAUUAAAUGUGGGUGGAGGGAGACCAUCCAGGGAGGCAGGGCAAAAGUGCUAAGACUCCUCCCUUGCUGCAUAAUUCCCCAGGCCUCUGAAUCCCUGUAGCUGCUGCCCUCCUCCCAUCCCUGCAAAUACUGCUGAGUGAAGCUGCUUCCACAAGGCUGACCUUCUCCACACCUCACCUGCUGCUUUUCCCAAAGUCCAGGUCCCUGUGGUCCCUUCUAAUUCUAAUGAAUCCCUAUAUUUCAAGUUGUAACCCUACAUUAUAAUUCAGAAAACUGAGGCAUAAGUAGAGGAAGACACUGGGUCGUGUUUUUGUAGUCUGGAGGGCUAGGCGGUGGACAGUUGGUCAGAUGCUCUAGCAUCUGCUUUCCCUGGGCAGACUGGAGUGCUGAGAUGAGGCAGACACCUAUAAGGCCAAAGUGGUGGUGGGAGAAGUGGGACUUGCUCCCUCUUCCCAAGAAUUGGUGCUCCCCUCCACACACGCUCCGUCCUGCUACCCAUUGCUGCUAACCUCCAGGGCACCUCUGCUGCCUUUAUUCACUGUGGAUUAAUAAAGUACACUGCUUCUGCCA
Molecule: messenger RNA, 2893 nt
Organism: Erinaceus europaeus (western European hedgehog)
Lineage: Eukaryota; Metazoa; Chordata; Mammalia; Eulipotyphla; Erinaceidae
Gene: GFAP
Product: glial fibrillary acidic protein
Exons: 10
Coding region: 26-1435 (469 amino acids)
Biological process (GO): regulation of chaperone-mediated autophagy; intermediate filament organization
Cellular component (GO): cytoplasm; intermediate filament; cell projection
Molecular function (GO): structural constituent of cytoskeleton
Source: RefSeq, a predicted model, not a curated record